This is a messenger RNA of Lactuca virosa, 4105 nucleotides long. Lineage: Eukaryota; Viridiplantae; Streptophyta; Magnoliopsida; Asterales; Asteraceae. The record is from the annotation of a GenBank genome assembly.
AUGAAUGAACUGAUCUGCCCCAAUUUUUUCCCUGAGGGUUACUUCACAGGGAUGAAACGAUUACGAGAUGAUGGAUAUGGUAGCUCUCAAUUUAAGAGGCCAUUUGGUUCUUCCCGAGGGGAAUCAUAUGGCCAACCACAAGUCCCGGGAGGAGGAGGAAGUGAAGGGGCAGGUGCUAGUGUAGGAGGAGGAGGAGGAGGAGGAGGUGCUGGGGGUGGAGGUGGGGGAGGUGCUAGCAGUGCACAGAAACUCACAACCAAUGAUGCAUUGACUUAUUUAAAGGAGGUCAAAGACAUGUUUCAAGAUCAGAGAGAGAAAUAUGACAUGUUUCUUGAUGUGAUGAAAGAUUUUAAAGCUCAAAGAAUUGAUACUACUGGUGUCAUAGCAAGGGUGAAAGAAUUAUUUAGAGGUCACAAUAAUUUAAUUUUUGGAUUUAACACCUUCUUGCCCAAGGGUUAUGAAAUUACUGUUAUUGAGGAGGAUGAGGUGCCACCAAAGAGAACCGUGGAGUUUGAAGAAGCUAUAAGCUUUGUAAACAAAAUAAAGAAACGUUUUCAAAAUGAUGAUCAUGUUUACAAAUCAUUUUUGGACAUCUUGAACAUGUAUAGAAAAGAGCACAAGGGUAUCAACGAAGUCUAUCAUGAGGUAGCCUCACUUUUUGAUGAUCAUCCGGAUCUUCUUGAUGAAUUCACAAGAUUUUUACCGGAUGCUUCUGCUGCUGCAUCUGCACAUCAAGCUUCGUUAGGGCGGCAUGCAUAUGAACGGAGCUCAGGUGGGGUCCCACUCAGACUGGCACAGAUGGAUAAGCAACGAGGGAGGAGAGAUAGGGUCAAUGGUCCACAUGCUGAAAGGGACACGAGUGUUGAUUGUCCUGACAUGGAUGAUAAAUCAAUGAUGAAACUUCACAAGGAGCAGAGGAAGAAGGACAACAGGGAGAGGAGAAAUAGUGAUGAUCCUGAUCUUGAUAACAACAGGGAUAGGGACAUCAAACGAAAAUCUGCACGUAAAGUGGAAGAUUUUGGAGUACAUUCAGGUUCAGCUCCAUAUGAUGAUAAAGAUGCCCUCAAAAGUAUGUAUAGCCAAGAAUUUACUUUCUGUGAGAAUGUGAAGAGUAGAUUACGCAAUCCAGACGAUUAUCAAGCAUUCUUGAAAUGCCUUCAUAUAUACAGUACAGAAAUAAUUACCAGGAAGGAAUUACAGAGCUUGGUUUCUGAUUUACUUGGGAAGCAUACAGAUCUUAUGGAAGGAUUUGGUGCAUUUUUGGAACGUUGUGAAAACAUAGAUGAGUUCCUUGCUGGUGUUAUGGACAAAAAAGCUUUAUGGAAUGUUUCUAAGUCAACAAGGACAGAUGAGAAAGAAAGGGAACAUAGGCGUGACAUUGAUGCUAAUAAAGAAAAAGACAGGUACAAAGAGAAGUAUUGGGGGAAGUCUAUUCAAGAGCUUGACCUUUCUAAUUGUCAGCGUUGUACUCCUAGCUACAGACUUCUUCCUGAUGAUUAUCCGAUUCCAUCAGUAAGCCAAAGAUCAGAGCUUGGUACUCAAGUACUGAAUGAUCUAUGGGUGUCUGUGACUUCUGGUAGUGAGGAUUACUCAUUUAAACAUAUGCGUAGAAACCAAUAUGAAGAAAGCCUGUUUAGAUGCGAAGACGAUAGGUUUGAGCUGGACAUGUUGUUGGAGUCUGUGAGUUCAACUAUUAAACGUGCUGAAGAAUUGCUUAAUGGAAUUAACGACCGUUCGAUUGGUUCAGAUGCACCCAUCCGUAUGGAAGACCACUUCACAGUUCUGAAUUUACGAUGCAUUGAACGUCUGUAUGGUGAUCAUGGUCUUGAUGUGAUGGACACACUGCGUAAAAACCUUCCUGUUGCAUUGCCUGUUGUAUUGAUUCGCAUGAAACAGAAACAAGAGGAGUGGACAAAGUGUCGUUCAGAUUUUAACAAAGUUUGGGCUGACAUUUAUUCAAAGAACCAUUACAAAUCACUUGACCACCGCAGCUUCUAUUUCAAGCAACAAGAUUCAAAGAAUUUGAACCCCAAAUGCUUAGUGGCUGAGAUUAAAGAAAUAAAGGAAAAGAGCCAGAAAGACGAUGAUGUCCUUCUUAGUAUUGCAGCUGGAAAUCGACACUCUAUUGUCCCGAAUCUUGAGUUUGAGUUUAAUGACAAGGAUAUUCAUGAAGAUUUAUUUAAACUUAUUAAAUAUUCAUGCGAAGAGAUUUGCACAACCAAGGAACAAUUAAACAAAGUAUUGAAACUUUGGACCACAUUCUUGGAGCCAAUGCUUGGUGUUCCUUCUCGCCCUGACAAUGUUGAAGAUGUUGAGACAUCUGCCAAAAAUGAAGGUACAGCUGGCGAGAGCGAUGGGAGUCCAGGUGCUGAUAGUGGCACAGGUAACCUUAACAUCAAGCAAGGAAAACAAACUUCCAAUGGCGAUGAUGUAAUUUCGCCAAAAAGAGUAGAUUCAAGUAAGAACACCUUGGUCAAUGGAGUUGCUUUGACCAAAGAAGAUGGACUGAGAGUAGAGAAAGAGGUGAAGAAUGUUGGUGAAAAAGAUAUCCAAGGACGCGAUCCAACUCUUUCAAAACCAAAUAACGUUCAUGAAGAUGGUCAAACAAAGUCAAACAUCGAUGAAGCAGUGGCAAAUGGAAGUUUUACUAAAGCACCCAAUGUUCUGAAAUAUGAUGAACCUUCUAAAUUUGAGAAAGAAGAGGGAGAGUUAUCACCGAAUGGUGAGUUUGAUGAUGCUGACUUUGCUGUAUAUGAUGAGGACAGUGAGAAUGUUCCGGAAGGUGGUGAUGUGUCAGGUAGUGAGUCUGCUGCUGAUGAAUGUUCAAGGGAAGAGAAUGAAGAAGAUGGAGAUCAUGAUGAUGUUGAUGGGAAAGCAGAAAGUGAAGGAGAGGCUGAAGGGAUAGAGGAUGAAAACGGGACUUCAUCAUUGCAAUCUUCAGAACAUUAUUUGGUCACUGCAAAACCAUUGGCAAAACGUGUGGCUUCUCCAUUGCAUAAUGGUGGGAAAAAAGAUUAUAAUGUCUUUUAUGGAAAUGAGAACUUUUAUGUACUUUUCAGGCUCCAUCAAGUUUUAUAUGAUAGAUUAUUGUCAGCUAAACUUAAUUCGAUAUCUGCUGAAACAAAGUGGAGAGCUACUAAGGACACACCCUCACCUGAUUUGUACUCCAGAUUCAUGAGUGCUCUAUACAGUCUGCUCGAUGGAACAUCUGACAAUGCAAAAUUUGAAGAUGAUUGCCGGGCGAUUAUUGGAAAUCAAUCUUAUGUGUUAUUUACAUUGGGGAAGCUAAUUUACAAGCUUGUUAAACAGCUUCAAAAUGUUGCAGGUGAUGAAGUGGACAUGAAACUUCUUCAGUUAUACGAGUAUGAAAGAGCUCGGAAGCCUGAGAAAUUUCUUGAUUCUGUAUACUUUGAAAAUGCACAUGUCCUCCUUCAUGAGGAGAACAUAUACAGAUUUCAAUGUUCAUCUGGCCCAUCUUGUUUAACCAUUCAGCUGAUGGAUGUUGGGAAUGAAAAGACUGAAGUGGUUGCGGUUUCUGUGGAUCCUAAUUUUUCAGCUUAUCUUCACAAUGAUUUUCUUUCUGUUGUGCCUGGAAAAAAGGAAUCUGGUAUUAUGUUGCAGAGAAAUAAACGGCAAUUCUCAGGCAUGGAUGAAUCUUCUGCUAUGUCAGCUGCCAUGGAAGGCGUACAUGUGGUGAAUGGUUUGGAGUAUAAGAUGUCUUGCAGCUCAUCAAAGAUCUCCUAUGUCCUCGAUACAGAAGAUUUCUUCUUCCGUGAAAGAAGAAAAAGAAAAAACGUCCCAUCAACUUCUCGUCAUGCCAUUGCCCACACAAGACUACAACGCUUUCACAGAUUCUUAGCAUUAGCAACUUCAGAAUCUUGAUGGUAAAAAGUAAAGCUGAAAUGGGUUGGGGUAAGUAAGGUAAACUUAACAAGUGGCUUGUGAAGUUGAUAUAGUUACAAACUACAAACAAUUGGAUAUGACUUAAAGUUAUGAGCCAUGAGUUUGUGUAAAUAGGCUUGGAGAUUUCAUGAGGUCUGUCUCUCUCUCAUCAUCAUCAUCUAAUUGCUUCUCUAUUUUUGUUGUGCUGCUUGCUUGCUACACA